Molecule: messenger RNA, 1116 nt
Organism: Talaromyces amestolkiae
Lineage: Eukaryota; Fungi; Ascomycota; Eurotiomycetes; Eurotiales; Trichocomaceae
Exons: 2
Coding region: 1-1116 (371 amino acids)
Source: RefSeq, a predicted model, not a curated record
AUGGUGGACUCCGAUACAUUACCCGAAAAUCCUGGUGAAUGGCAUACGUUGAUAGCACGGCAUGGCCUGGAGAAGAGUACAAUUCAUACCGUUGAUCUUGCGUCCGCUUCCAAGAUUGGUCUGGAUCAGUUUCUGCUCCUCCGGGUUCUAUGGAAGGAGCACCGAGGUAGAAAGGAUCUGAUCAAAUUUCUGGGACUUCAGCACUGGAUGAGAGAGGCCCAAAAAGAGCUUCUCGGCCUCCAAUCGUGGUCUAAAUAUUGUAGCAGCUUUGGCGCUGGUGAACGCAUUCCGGAGGGUACUUUUGCUAUCGUCCGCCACUAUCAGCUAGAAGCUACAAAGACUGAUGGAACGCCAACCCCUACAAUGUUUGAUACACCGAUUGCUAGGCGGACUCGCGGACAACUGUUUCAACAAGUACAAUUGAAAAUGAGAAAUACGCACUUGAGCACACCAACGCCAAAGAGCACAAAUGUUCCGGAAAACUGGUCUUAUUUGGAGAGCGAUGACGAAGAUGAACCCACCCCUUAUAGAGUAGAGACACCGGUUCCUCGAGAACUGGUGAAUAUUAUGUACCCUCCGACCAAAGACGAACAGAUUGUGAAUACGGCGCUAAUUGUGCUCCUGAAUGCUCUUACCAUCCAUCUUGAUUCCUUCUCCUCCAAGUGGACCUUACAUCGAAAGGCGUUUAUCGCUACCUUUGGGGAUGCUGCAUUUGAAGCGAGAACGGAUGGCUAUUUGAAUGACCAUCGAGGCAAACCUAGCGUCAUAGUGGAAGUCAAGCCCGUGAUGAGGUCCGCGAAGCUGUCAGCGAUUAUGAUGCAGGAGAGUGCGCAGAUGGUAGCUUGGAUAAAGAGCGAUGACUAUAAGACGCAACGAAAUUGCAUGAUGCGUCUUCACAUAUCUCUAUUCGUAAACGUUGCUAAAUGCGAUGACGCUUAUCUCGAUCACUUGAACAACGCGCGGCCAUCGAGUGAAGAAGCUACCCCUUCUUUCUUGACGAUGCACCAGUUCGGUCCAUGGGAUACUCUCAAUGCAGCCCAUAUGAAGGAACUGGGGCCUAUUCUAUUAGCGAUCAGCUUACUUGCCGACUACGAGAGCAAACAUAGAAAAGAUUAG